Molecule: messenger RNA, 579 nt
Organism: Sclerotinia trifoliorum
Lineage: Eukaryota; Fungi; Ascomycota; Leotiomycetes; Helotiales; Sclerotiniaceae
Source: the annotation of a GenBank genome assembly
AUGGCAAGCCGAACAAGCGUAUGGCGAUCAGUCUCCUGGUCCAAGAAGACCAAAAGCCAAAAUAAAGAUUUACCAAAACUCGACACUUCACUCGCAAACACAAAUAAAGAUUCUACUAUUGAUCCUCUUACUCCUCCCUCGUAUUCUCAAGCUAUUUCUCCUGGAACAGUCGUGGAUACGAAUAGAAGGGUCGGCAAUAGAAGUCCUAUUACACCGCCAGAGUCUCCGCCCGGGGGAAUAUCUGUGCACCAUGAGCUUGGAUUUGGUUAUGGAGAAGGAAGUGGAAGUGAUGGAAGGAAUGGAAGUAGUGGAAGCAGUCAAGAAAUCGAGAAACCAUUCCAACGAAGUGUAGCUAGAGAUAUCAAGUGGAUGGUCGAGGGACCGGAUGAACAGAGUCCGAUUUCUGACGAGUGGGAAGAGGAGGUUUGUGAAGUUUCAGAACAGAGUGACGGAGAGGUCGAGGAGAAAAGCGGGGUACAGGGCCAGACUCAGAUUCAGGUUCAAGUGGUGAGUAAGGAUGUGCAGGGGAAGAGUGGUGAGAAGAAGGAGAGGAGGAUUGGAGGAUUGGAGGAUGGAUAG